This is a messenger RNA of Abrus precatorius (Indian licorice), 579 nucleotides long. RefSeq names its product CASP-like protein 1E2. The record is from RefSeq and is a predicted model, not a curated record. The coding region runs from base 1 to 579 and encodes 192 amino acids. Lineage: Eukaryota; Viridiplantae; Streptophyta; Magnoliopsida; Fabales; Fabaceae. The transcript is spliced from 2 exons.
AUGGAGGGCGAGAGUAAGGGAAGUUUUAAUGUGAUGGAAGAGAGAAGAGAAUUUGUGGUGCCAAAGUGUGGAACUUAUGAUUUGGUUCUAAGGCUUUUGGCCUUUGUACUAACACUUGUGGCUGCUGUAGUCAUUGGGGCAGAUAAGCAAACCACCAUUGUUCCAUUCAAGCUCGUCGAUUCUAUGUCGCCUUUCAAUGUUUCUGUUACAGCUAAGUGGCAUUACUUGUCUGCAUUACUGUAUUUUGUGGUGGCAAAUGCAAUAGCAUGUGCGUAUGCAACAGUGUCUCUGCUGCUUACUCUUGCAUAUAGGCGUAAAAGCAAAGGUAUGGGGACAAUGAUCACUGUACUUGACGCAACAAUGGUAGCUUUGCUUUUCUCUAGCGACGGUGCUGCCAUAGCGGUUGGUGUUCUUGGCUUGCAAGGAAACUCACAUGUGCAUUGGAACAAAGUUUGCAAUGUUUUUGCAAAUUUUUGUGACCAAGCUGCAGCUUCCCUUUUUAUCUCACUUCUUGGAUCAAUAGCAUUCCUUUUGCUCGUGGUUCUUCCUCAUGUUAUCACACCUAAGCCGACAGCCUAA